Messenger RNA from Drosophila busckii, 1192 nucleotides. Its product is annotated as UDP-xylose and UDP-N-acetylglucosamine transporter. Gene Ontology annotation, molecular function: UDP-N-acetylglucosamine transmembrane transporter activity; UDP-xylose transmembrane transporter activity. Lineage: Eukaryota; Metazoa; Arthropoda; Insecta; Diptera; Drosophilidae. Gene Ontology annotation, cellular component: endoplasmic reticulum membrane; Golgi membrane. Bases 194 to 1165 code for a protein of 323 amino acids. The record is from RefSeq and is a predicted model, not a curated record. Gene Ontology annotation, biological process: transmembrane transport. The transcript has 2 exons.
CCGUUUUAAAUAUUAUUUUUUGACAAACACAUUCCACAACAUGAAUUUAUCGACAUGUCUAUCGAUUUGGUUACAUAGAGUAUCAUCCAACAAAGCUGCUGUUAAACACCUGUUGCGUUUGUUGUUAUUUAUAUGAUGGCUAAAAGACAGUCGCGACAAAGCCAGCAAAGGAGAUCAAUGCUAGCGCCUCAAUAUGAAACUCACUGCUAUACUUGCCACAGCUAGCGUUUUAAUAGGCUGUUGCUUUGCGGUAGUAUUUCUGGAACUAUUAGUGAAAUUGGAUCCCGGCGCUGGCAAUCUUAUAACCUUUACACAAUUUGCAUUUAUAGCACUGGAAGGUUUUAUCUUCACAGCCAAAUUUGGUGCAGCAAAGCGUGUGAUAGGUUUAAAAGAUUAUGGCUUGCUGGUGGGCAUGUUCUUCGUGACGAGCGUGAUCAACAAUUAUGUGUUCCAGCUAAAUGUUCCAAUGACGCUCCACAUGAUCAUACGUGGCGGUUCGCUUAUAUCAAAUAUGUGCCUUGGUAGCAUUAUACUCAAUAGACAUUACAAAUUUGAACAAUAUGUGGCAGUGUUAAUGCUAAGCGUGGGCAUAUUUAUAUGCACUUACUGCUCAAGUCAGGAUGUGGAGCGUGUAAAGGAUAAUCAACACGAAUCGAAUUUCGUUUGGUGGCUAGUGGGAGUGCUGCUAUUAGUGCUUGCGCUCUUCAUCUCCUCAUAUAUGGGCAUCACACAGGAACUGUUGUAUCGUCGGCAUGGCAAACAUGCACGUGAGGCGCUUUACUAUACACACCUGUUGCCGCUGCCUGCUUUUUUAUUUAUGCACGACAACAUCUCGGCACAUUGGACAUUGGCUUUGCAAGGUGAACGCUAUAUAUGCCAUUGGCUUGGCGGCUUGGCAGUGCCACUACUUCUAGUUUACCUGUUAGGUAAUGUUUUAAUGCAACAUCUGUGCAUUAGCUCAGUGUACUUCUUAACUACAGAAUAUAGUUCGCUUACAGUUACUCUCAUCUUAACUCUGCGCAAAUUUAUAUCUUUAGUAUUUUCUAUUAUUUACUUUCGCAAUCCAUUUACCAUAUAUCAUUGGUUGGGCACAGUGCUCGUUUUUGUUGGCACUUUAAUGUUUACAAAUAUACUCAAUUUUAAGCGAAAAGUAAAGAACAAAUAAACAUAAGUUUUACAUUUAAGUACGCAU